This is a messenger RNA of Salvia miltiorrhiza (redroot sage), 803 nucleotides long. RefSeq names its product NAC domain-containing protein 90-like. Lineage: Eukaryota; Viridiplantae; Streptophyta; Magnoliopsida; Lamiales; Lamiaceae. The record is from RefSeq and is a predicted model, not a curated record. Gene Ontology annotation, molecular function: DNA binding. Bases 64 to 660 code for a protein of 198 amino acids. Gene Ontology annotation, biological process: regulation of DNA-templated transcription. The transcript has 3 exons.
UUUUCAGGCUCACUUUCUCCUUCAUUUACUCGCCACUCUACUACUAUAUUACUCCAAUUAAACAUGCAAAAUGAUUCACACACCCAAUUAAAUAAUAUGGAUGCGAUUGCGACGCUACCGGGUUUUAGGUUCUAUCCGACGGAGGAAGAACUGGUGUCGUUCUAUCUCCAUCACAAGCUCAGAGGCACAAGACUGGAGGAAAUCGACACCCUCAUCCCACUCCUCGAUAUUUACCAAUAUAAUCCAUGGGACCUUCCACUUGGGUUGGAGAGCGAGCAGUGGUUCUUCUUCAGCCAGCGGGAAGCGCGCGGCGGAAGGCCGAGCCGGCUGACGUCGGAGGGGUACUGGAAGGCGACGGGGUCCCCCGGCGACGUCUACUCUUCACACAACGGCAGUGUGAUCGGCCGGAAAAGAACGAUGGUCUUCUACGUCGGAAGGGCUCCAAACGGGACCAAAACCCCUUGGAAAAUGAACGAGUACUUGCCUCCUCCUAAUUCACAGCCUCAGUUAAGCCAAGAACUCAGCUUAUGCCGAAUAUACAAAAACUCAAGAAGCCUGAGGGCAUUCGACCGACGGCCGCCUCCGCCUCCCGACGUUGUUAAUCCAAUAUUUCAUCAUGAAUCACUGGAAAAUCAAAAUGACCACUCCUUCCAUGUAUGAAGGAUAUAUAUUCUUAAUUUCUGUAAUAAUUUAAUUUCAGAAUCUCUAGAUAGGUUUAUUUUGGGGAGUUCGGCCACUAUAUGACUCUAUGUGACGUGUUAAUUCAUUUCAUUUACGAAAAUAUAUACACGUACCUUACUAAA